Messenger RNA from Cuscuta campestris, 4074 nucleotides. The record is from the annotation of a GenBank genome assembly. Lineage: Eukaryota; Viridiplantae; Streptophyta; Magnoliopsida; Solanales; Convolvulaceae.
CUCAUUUACUUGGGCCAAAGCCCUACCCAAUCUCCCAACUCCCAAUCCUUUCGGUCUUUCCCAGAAGCCAGACCUUCAGAACCCUUUGCAGCGGCUAAUCUGUGAAUCGGAGCACAUGCAGAGACGAGCACAGGCUAUGAGACGGAGAGACGGAGCUUCCGGGGCAUACACGAUGAGGUCGAGCUUCUGAAGCGCUGCGUGACCAGUGGUGUCCGGACAGAAUUCCCCUAUCGCAACUCGUCUCUCGCCCGUCAAUCCCUGAGUAAACACUCAGCGGAGACAGUGAGGCUCCAGUCUACUUCAAUCGGAGCUGGAAACGUCUUCACCCUUCGUCCUCUUAGAUCGAGCUCCAUUUCCGAAUCCCAUCUUUCCAAGGUUGCAAAACAGUGUCAAGAUUUUUCGAAGUCUGAACCUUACUUGCCCUCUUAAGGGGCUCCUCAUCAACAAAUUCAGGGUCUGUCAGAUGUCAACAACAACAACACCAGAGGUGGCUACUGGGAAAAGCUUUGCUAGGAGAGACCGUCUCCUGGAAAUCGAAGCAAAGGUGCGGACUUGGUGGGACCAAUCCAAUGUAUUCUUUGCUGAACCUGGAGAAACUCCUCCACAACCUGGCGACAAGUUUUUUGGCAACUUUCCAUUUCCUUAUAUGAAUGGUUUUCUACACUUAGGCCAUGCCUUCUCCCUCUCCAAGCUUGAAUUUGCAGCAGCUUACCACCGAUUGAUUGGUGCCAAUGUUCUAUUGCCUUUUGCUUUCCAUUGUACUGGUAUGCCCAUUAAGGCUUCUGCUGAUAAGCUUGCACGAGAGAUCCAAGAGUUUGGAAAUCCACCUGUAUUUCCUGCUCAGGAAGAACAAGUAGAAGAUCAACCAAGCGCAGAAAAACAAUUUCAACCUACAGAGGAUGCUAAAUUCAAGGGGAAGAAAUCUAAGGCGGCAGCAAAAUCAGGUAAAAAGAAGUACCAGUGGGAGAUCAUGAAGGAUUUUCGUCUUUCGGACAGUGAGAUAUCAAAAUUCCAGAAUCCUUAUGAAUGGUUGAAGUUCUUUCCUCCUGUUGCAAUGGAAGACCUAAAGGCUUUAGGGUUGGGAUGUGAUUGGCGCAGAUCAUUUAUAACCACUGAUAUGAACCCAUAUUUUGAUUCUUUUGUGAAGUGGCAGAUGAGAAAGUUGAAGGCCAUGGGUAAAAUUGUAAAAGAUGUUCGGUACACCAUCUACAGCCCCAGAGAUGGCCAGCCAUGUGCAGAUCAUGACAGGGCAACCGGUGAAGGAGUUCAACCACAAGAGUACACUCUCAUCAAGAUGGAAGUGUUGAGACCUUUCCCUCCCAAGUUUGGGCCUUUAGAAGGAAAAAGAGUUUUCUUGGCGGCCGCAACUUUGAGGCCAGAGACGAUGUACGGGCAGACAAACGCUUGGGUUUUGCCAGAUGGGAAAUAUGGAGCUUUUGAGAUCAAUGAGACUGAUGUGUUUAUUCUGACAGAAAGGGCAGCUCUUAACCUUGCUUAUCAGAAUUUUUCCAGGUUUCCUCAAAAACCAACAUGCUUGGUUCAGCUCAACGGUUGUGAUCUGAUUGGCCUUCCAUUAAAAUCACCUCUGUCUCUUAAUGACACUAUAUAUGCUCUUCCGAUGCUUACUAUUUUGACUGACAAAGGGACUGGAAUAGUGACAAGUGUUCCUAGUGAUGCACCAGAUGAUUAUAUGGCUCUCCAUGAUUUAAAGUCUAAACCGGCCCUUCGAGAAAAGUAUGGUGUGAAGGAUGAGUGGGUUUUACCCUUUGAUAUCAUACCCAUCAUUGACAUUCCGGAACUCGGAGACAGGGCAGCCGAAAAAGUUUGCAUUGAUCUGAAAAUCAAAAGCCAGAAUGAGAAAGAGAAACUCGCGGAAGCAAAGAAGCUGACAUACUUGAAAGGGUUCACAGAUGGAAUAAUGACUGUCGGAGAAUUUGCUGGGAGAAAAGUCAAUGAAGUCAAACCACUCCUCAAGAUGAAGCUUAUUGAGGAGGGACUGGCUAUAAUGUAUAGCGAGCCAGAGAAAAAAGUUGUUUCCAGAUCUGAUGAUGAAUGUGUUGUUGCUCUUACGGAUCAAUGGUACAUCACUUAUGGGGAACCUGAAUGGAAGAACCUAGCCGAGGAGUGCUUAUCUGGUAUGAGUCUUUACUCUGAUGAGAACCGACAUGGAUUUGAGCACACUUUUGGUUGGUUGAACCAGUGGGCUUGCUCUCGUUCCUUUGGGCUAGGGACCCGAAUCCCUUGGGAUGAAGAAUUUCUUGUGGAAUCGUUAUCCGAUUCAACCAUAUACAUGGCUUACUACACAAUUUCCCACAUUUUGCAAAAUGGAGACAUGUAUGGAAGCUCAAGAGGCCAGAUUGAACCGGCACAACUGACUGACGAGGUAUGGGAUUUUAUCUUCUGUGGCGGUCCUCAUCCUGAUUCUGAUAUUCCGUCCACCCUUCUUGAUAAGAUGAAGCAUGAGUUUGAAUAUUGGUACCCUUUUGAUCUCAGAGUCUCUGGGAAAGACCUAAUCCAGAACCACUUGACAUUUUGCAUUUACAACCACACGGCCAUCAUGCCAAAAAAAAAUUGGCCUCGAGGUUUCAGGUGCAAUGGUCACCUUAUGCUCAAUCAUGAGAAGAUGUCAAAGUCUACUGGAGUCUUCCGGACACUCCGUGAGGCCAUCGAGGAAUUCUCUGCCGAUGCGACACGAUUUUCUCUUGCUGACGCUGGUGACGGUGUAGAUGAUGCAAAUUUUGUGUUUGACACGGCUAAUGCCGCAAUAUUGAGACUCACUAAGGAGAUUGCAUGGAUGGAAGAGGUUUUGGCUGCUAAAUCGUCUCUCAGGUCAGGUCCCACCUCAUCGACAUUUGCCGAUCAGGUGUUUGAGAAUGAGAUAAACAUUGCUGUUAAGACUACCGAGAAAAAUUACAAGGAUUACAUGUUUCGUGAAGCUCUGAAGACGGGUUUUUAUGAUCUUCAAGCAGCCAGGGAUGCAUAUAGGCACUCUUGUGGCAGCGGGGGGAUGAAUCUUGAUUUGGUGUUGCGUUUUAUGGAUGUUCAAACUCGGCUUAUUGCCCCAAUAUGCCCUCACUAUGCCGAGUACGUGUGGCGGGAGCUAUUGAAGAAUGAUGGCUUUGUCAUCAACUCGGGUUGGCCCGCCGCUGAUGCCCCCGACCCAACCCUUCAGAAAGCCAACAAAUAUCUGCAAGAUUCCAUUGUUUUAUUGAGGAAGCUUCUCCAGAAACAAAUUUCAGGUGGUUCCAAGAAAAAGGGGGCCAUAUCUGUCAAUACUCUAGAGGACAAGCAGUUGAAGUGCUUAAUAUAUGUGAAUGAGCAGUUUGAUGGAUGGCAAGCUGAAUGCUUGAGAAUUCUUCAAAGCAAGUUUGACAUAAAUACAAAUGCUUUCACUCCAGAUGUGGAAAUCUUGGAGGCAUUGCAGAAGAGCAGUGUGGGUCAGUCCACAAACUUCAAACAGACACAGAAACUCUGCAUGCCGUUCCUGAGAUUCAAGAAGGAUGAAGCUCUUAAACUUGGGGUUCAUGCAUUGGAUUUGAGGCUUCCGUUUGGGGAGAUUCAGAUUCUGCAGGAGAACAAGGAGUUGAUUAAGCUCCAGCUUGGACAAAUGGGUGUUGAAGAGGUGGAGGUUCUGUCUUCAACCGACCCCGAUGCUCGUUCUAAAGCUGGUUCUUUUGCCUCUCUAUUGAAUCAGAAUCCCCCAACUCCUGGAAACCCAACUGCAAUUUUUUUGUCAAGGUAAGAAGGCGAAGAACUCAUAUUAUACGGCUUGAAGAUGCGUAGAAGACUCUCUGACUUCUCCAGCCUUUUUUGUGAAACUUCAAGUUUUCUGUGUUAGAGGUUUGUUUGUUAUCUGGAUAUUGAUAUAUUUGGAAUUCAUUCUGCAUUUGGAAGCUGUAAUGAUCUGAUUUUAAUAUUUGAAUUCAGAAUAGUUGAGCUAAGUGGGUUGAAUUCACAACCCAGAAAAAGGAUGUUUCUUUGAGUCAUCUGCUACAAUUUUUUCAUCUUUUUUCUGGGAUAAACUAAUCUUUUGAUUGGAUAUGUGCCAGCAAAUGCAUUUUGUCUGUGUCCCUA